Molecule: messenger RNA, 939 nt
Organism: Macrosiphum euphorbiae (potato aphid)
Lineage: Eukaryota; Metazoa; Arthropoda; Insecta; Hemiptera; Aphididae
Source: the annotation of a GenBank genome assembly
AUGCGUAAAAUAGUUUUGUUGUUUGCGAUAGCCGCAUUGAUGGUGGCUGCUUUCGGCGUCGUACCGACAGCUGCGAAGAGGCAAAAAGAGGACCGCGGUGACAUGACGUCCACUGACAAUAAAGGCAACGACGUCAGUGACACUGUGGCGGAGGUGGCCAACGAAUACGACAGCCAACGGUUUCCGGUGAUGUACGCGGUGGACGAGUCCGCGGCGGCCACGGCCGAAUCGGCGGUGACGGCCAAAACGCCGACGAAGCAGUCUUCGAGCAAGCAGCACAACGCCAAACUGUUGAAUAGGUUGGGCAUGAAGAGGGUGCGAACCACCAGCGGCAGUGCCGGUGACAACGGCGGUGCCAACCAUCACCGGAAACGCUUGGCCAGCCAGUCGAGGAGCAAGUACGCCGCGGACGGCAAAGGCGGUUCGGAUUCGCAAAUGUUCAUCGUCAAGUUGCCACCACAUUCACACUUUUACGACGACGGUUCGGCCGUCCACCAAAGACUGGGCCAGCCGCACCAGCAGGUGCCUUACAAGAACAUGAACACAGUGCCGGUGGGUUUCGUGUCCAACGGCAAACCUGCCAAAGUGUACCACUGGAACCUGCCGACCAUCAAGCACGCGCUCAGCGGCGGACGUUACAAGGGCGUCAACGACAUGGUCACGAUGCAGCAACAGCAGCAGCAAAUGCAACAGCAGAUACACCACAUGCAGCACUCCCAGGCCGGUGACUUCGAACUGCCGUCGUCGUCUAGUUCCAAAAUCUUGCCACGCCGCACGCUUUACUACAAGCCCCGAGGGGCCGGAAAACCGGUGAAAAAGUCGUUCGUCAACAACGGAAAGCCCAACGGAUUCUACGUGGUCAGCAGCAAGAACUCGGCAGCGGUCGUACCGCAGUACCACAAGAUCAUCAAGGCGUACUACGGUAGCGCCGACGAUUAA